Messenger RNA from Mizuhopecten yessoensis (Yesso scallop), 1032 nucleotides. RefSeq names its product ras-related and estrogen-regulated growth inhibitor-like protein. The annotation marks the transcript as partial. Gene Ontology annotation, molecular function: GTP binding; GTPase activity. The record is from RefSeq and is a predicted model, not a curated record. The transcript has a single exon. Lineage: Eukaryota; Metazoa; Mollusca; Bivalvia; Pectinida; Pectinidae.
UUCUUUCAGGAUUGUUCUACACUUCCGGCGGAUGGCCAAAUAACAUGGGCUGAUGCGUUUAUCAUUGUAUACAGUAUAUGUGAUAAGUAUUCGUUUGAACGCGCUAAGCUGCUCCUUGAGACAGUCAACAAACAAAGAUCGUCGUCGUACGUCCCAACAUUACUUAUCGGCAACAAAACGGAUCUAGAACACCGCCGGGAAGUAGGUGUCGAUGAGGGCCACCAGAUGGCGCUUGAGUUUAACUGCCAGUACUACGAGGUGUCAGCAGCCGAGACCAACAUCACUAUAAGUGUUGCCUUCCAGGCACUUCUGCGAGAAACUAAAAUUGUGCAACAGAAUAAACCUUUAUUAAAACGAAGACGAAGCUCUCUUGUAACCGUAUCACGGAAAUUGGGAGCCAUGUUCGGAAAGAAGGACAAUGAACUGGAUAGGAGAAGGACAUCAGUUGAUAUUCCAAGUCCUAAGCUGACGUCAUGACGAUGACGUCACGGAGUGAUAGGAAAUAUCAGUUAUUGUCAUCCUGCAUAUCAUCUAUUGAUUGAUACCAAUGAAUAUAUUGAGGAAAUCUAACCCAAAGUGUAAAAACAGUAUUGAAAGCAAUAGGAAAACUGUGGAAAUCCUCUAUCUUAGGUUUCACAUUGAAUCUGAUUUAUUUGUUCCGUCGUAUAAUGUCGUAUUGUUUAUAGCGUGUACGCUGGAUUAUAAAUAUCCAUCAAAUUGCUAUGAAAACGUGAUAUGAGGUUUACAACAUAUUAAUGUAGUGCAAAGACGCUUACCCUGUAAUCACGCGGAGAACGAGAUCAUAAACCCAACACCUCGUUAACCCGAUGUUGACGCACAGUUCCCGGGUAAUACGACAGAGAAUGACAGGCUUUCGUCGAUUUUGUGACCAAGACGAACAUGUGAUUUGUUUACGUUGGCGUGAAACGCCAGGUGUGUGUGAUAGUUGUUAAAUAAUAUUGUUACUGUUGUGUUUCAGAGAUGCUAUUUGAUAUCUUGUAAUUAAAGCUGAAAUCCUGCUUUCAUCUUAAA